Molecule: messenger RNA, 7432 nt
Organism: Procambarus clarkii (red swamp crayfish)
Lineage: Eukaryota; Metazoa; Arthropoda; Malacostraca; Decapoda; Cambaridae
Product: monocarboxylate transporter 13
Biological process (GO): transmembrane transport
Cellular component (GO): membrane
Molecular function (GO): monocarboxylic acid transmembrane transporter activity
Source: RefSeq, a predicted model, not a curated record
UGUAACUACACUUAGGUAAUUACUCGCACAAAACACAUAUACACACACACAAAAAAAAAAAAAAAAAACACAACACAAACUUUUAUACAAUACAAUAUUAUAAAUGAAAUGGAUGAUGAAUGCAGAAGUUAAUAUAAUAAGACUUGCUUUCACUAUGAAAAUUAAAGAAUUAAAUGUGUGUACAAAGGGUAAAUUAAAAAUUUCUCUUAGACUUGCCUUGAAUGUGAAUCUUAAAAUAUAUAAUACUGUUGCAAUGUAUUACAAUUUUUACUUAUUUGGCACUACAGAUUUUCCAAUAUGGCAGUCUUUAGAAUGCCAACAUUCUUAAACAAGUUCUCUGUAAUAUGAUGUAACGUGGACUUUAAUUAAUUUUAACGACACGUGAUUUGUGGAGAGCUACUGGAUAAGAUAACAUAACUGAGGAGUGAGUAAUCGUCAUGUUAGAGAAGCAAAGUCAGUACUGCGACUUGACUUCAUGGAGGGAGGAGGUAGAGGCGGCAAGGGAGCCACUGAAUGACCAUCUCUCUAGUAAAGCCAACUCAAUAUUUGUCAAGAAACGUGAGGACAAUCAUUAAUUGUUUUUUUUCCAUGUUGCAAAGCUUUCUUUUAACUUGUUUACAUACCUUUAAGACACAAAAUACACACAAACUAUAAGAGAUGGGACAUGCAUGAGAGUGCUGCUUUAAUGGAAAAAGCUUGCAUGACAUUUGUUGAUAAAAAUAUAAAAAAGUUUAAGUGUUUAUACUGUAUGUGGUCAUCUUAACAAGACACUUUAAGCUUUCACAUGUGUGCUCAUCAUCUGCCAGUGGACCAGUUGAUUAGUACUAAAAUGUAAACAGUUCAAUGUUCUGAACUGAGUAUAAUGUAUUGUUAUGAAACAUUUUAUUUUUUAUUUAACAGAUAUUUAUAUUAGUUUUCUAAUAUGCAGUUUUAAUACAGUAAACCAUCACAUAUUAGCAAGGUUUUCCCUUGGCCUUCAUAAAACUACAAUAUGAAUUGUGAAUCCUCUUGUUAAAGAUUUUAGGGAACGAAUUGAUUUUGUUUCAGAGACCCUGAUUCCUAAAAGUCUUUUUGUACUUUGUCAGUAAUGUCCAGUAAUAUCACUGAUGAAUAAUGUUUAUAUAUAUAUACAGUAUAUAUAUAUAAAUAUAUAUAUGAUUCAGAUAUGUAAUAAAUAAAAACAUAAACGGACUGUUCAAGUGACAUGCACAUCAUCCACUACACAAAAAACAUUCUUGUCUCUUAACUCUUAUCAAAGUUCAUUGUAAAGAUAUUUGAGUGACUAAAAUCACUGUUAUCUAUUGGAAAUGAUUAAUAACUCAACUAUGAGAGAAUUUAUACUGAGCACUGUGUAAUCUUAUAAGUACUAAUAGAGGUUUUAAUUUUCAAACCUAAAGCAGAUAAAUCAUGGAUUAUCUCUAUUUUUCUGUAAACUUUUGCUAUGAAAAGAUGCUGCUUGUCCUAAUUGCGUCUAAAAACCAUCUAGUGUAUAUGUACAGUUUGGUGAUACCACUUGACACAGCACAGUACAGUAAUUAUAAACGUGUGAAUGUUAGUCGAUUCCUUAAUUUUCAUGCAAUAUACUGAGUUCAUUCAUUGUAUCAAACUCUGCUAUACAGUACAAGUACAGUACAGCAAUCAUAGUCUAUAACAUUAUUUAUAUGCUAAAAAAAAAUUAAAUUGCAAUGUAAAUAACUGAAUUAUGUUCUAAAUUUAAAAAAAUAAUUUGAAUUAAUGUGGGAGGUAUUGGCAACAAUAAUCAACAUGAGACUGUGCAAUAAGACACUACUGAUGGCAUGAGUAAAUUUGUUCAAUUAGUCAAAUGAUCACUGCCAAACAUAUCUAUGUCCAUGAUGAUGUCAGUAUGUUUACAAACAUCUCUACUGGAGCUACAGGCAAAGAAAUUUUGAGUCAUCAUGCAAACUGAACGAUACUAAAGGUGAUAAUGCCCUGUUCUUCAUAAGUUUCAUAAGAGGUGUUAUAUAAAUGAAAGCAAGGUGAAAGGAGGAAAUGAGGAUGAAACAUGGUAUUACUGUCCUAGCAAUCCCUUUCCAAUUAUUUAGAUUGCAACAAUUGCUCUGAAUAAUUAUUAUAAAAACACAUAGAACAAAAAUUGCAGAGUUGUGUUUUUGAGCACAAAAUCUGAUAAGUGAUGUUAUAAAUCAACCUGUCCUCUUAAAAAGAACGUCGCAUUUCGCUCGUAUGCGUUACAUAAGGCCAAAAAUUGUGAUGUACUGCCCCAUUUUCUGUUUUGGGUCCUCAGACAGGUUAGGAGAGGACACUUUAAUUUGACCAUUUCCUUGGCGUUGGGAAACCUUAGGAGGACGGGCUGAAUAAUAAUCUUGGUGGUUGUUACCAAUACACGCCCACUACAGAGCCAAGAGUCACGUUCACACACAGCCUCAGGUAUAGAACAUGUACUAAUGUUUUCAAAUACACUUGUGCACUUACCUUAUGUAUUUUCCGUUUCUCGAUAAUUAACCACAUUUUCCUUUGAAUUAUGAAUCAUUAGUGAAAUGUAAAGUUUAAUGACAUUAUAGUAACAAUAUAGGUUGUUUCUGGGAGGAGCCCCUUGGUGGUUUCCUAAAGCUAUCCAGUCAGGAGUCAUGUUUGACCUACCAGGUACCAGAACCAUGACCUGACCCCCCCCCCCCCUUCCCUCACAGAGGCAGAGAAAGCAAGGGAUUAUUAACAUCACCAGGAAAGCAUCCAGAAAGUCAUCGAAGCUUUACAGACAACUGUAAGGUUAAUACAAAAUAAAGCAUAGAAAUGGCUAAAUGACUAUGCAAACAAUUUGUUCACAAUAAUUGGCUCAUUUGAAACUAGUUUGAACCUGUUAGUAGCAGUGGUUCAUCACUAGGUGCCCUGGAGCCGUCAGUCUUGUUGCUUAUGUGGAUGAUUCCAGUAGCGUGCGCCUAGGUCACCAUCCUUCUCAGUUGGUCCCACUGCUUCUCAACUAAGUGCACCCCUGUGAUGGUGCUUUAAGAGAGGGGGGGGUAUCUGGCCCAUUUUGUCAUCUCCUGGUCCCACGAUUUGUGAGCCACUUGAGUCAUCUCCCUUGGCAUUUGGUGGAGUGUGUCAUCCCUUCCUUUGUUCCGGGUUCAGAGUUGUGGGGUCAUGAGUCCUCCCUAUUGCUGUGCACAAGGUCAUUACAACAUGGUUGGAUUUGGGUGUGGUCAAAAAGACCUCGUCUCUUCAGUGGUGUCAAUUUGGACACACAGCAUGGUGCGUGAGUACAGCUUGCUUUCCUGCUCCUUUGGCUCAGUGUCCAAACUUGGGCAUUUUCCAUGUCUCUGCCUCUUUAUCAGCAGACCAGUCCAGCAACAUAUCUCACUGAUUUGUCCUUCUCCGCUCUACACGUCCAUUCACAACUUUAGGAAAAGGGUCGACAAAGAAAUUGAUUGUUAGAAUAAGUGAGGCUUUAGUGCAAUCGGUAUAAGGCAAAUAGGCUGGGCAUAAAGAGCUAGACCUUACUUCCCCGUAGGCACUUUUUUUUUUUAAUUUAUAUAUAUAUAUAUACAAGAGUUAUUACAUGUAAAGCCACUAGCAAGCAUAGGAUUUCAAGCAGGUCCUUAAUCCUAAUUUUCCUUGGCAUAUAACCCCCCCAAAUCGUUUAACAACCAGGUACCCAUUCAAUGCUGGGUGAACAGAGGCUGCAGUUAAGAAUUGGAGCAAAGUCAAUCCUCCCCAAUCAGGAUACGAAUCCAGGCCAAAGUGCUUGUGGAGUAUCGGGCGAGUGCCUUACCACUGCAAAAACAGGGACUGGCACUGAUAGGGAAGUAUGUCUAGAGUUUCUGAUGCUGGGUCAAUUAUUAAUUGUGUUGCAAGCAGUUGAUUGGGGCUCCAAGCCACCUUGUAGUGGCAAGCAGCACAAAUAGGUUUGAACUACAUUAGUUUUGAAUAAACCAACUGCUGAGAAUGAAUCAUUUGCAGUCAUUUCGCUGUUUUAAUAUUCCGUUUUCUAUGAGCAUUGCAGUUGUCUGUAAAGCUUCACUGACUUUCUGGAUACUUUCCCAGCAUGGGUGACACUAAUACUCCCUUACUCCUUGCGUCUCUGGAACUGAGCCAGGUUCUGGCUCUGGUCCCCAGUACGCCAAACAGGAAUCCAGUAGUGGAUAGCCAUCUCGGUGAGAUACCUUUAAGGAGCCACUUGGGGUUCUACCAGAAAGAGAGAGUUUCAUUACAUUUAAUGCUGGUUUUAUUACCAAUAACAUUUCUUUGAGCAUAUGAAGAUAUUAGUUAUUUUUAGGGAACUUGUUACAGUAGUUGUAUAACAGUUGUAUGGUGAAAAAUUACUUAAAUGCUUGUACAGUACCUUUGAACUGUGAAGAUAUUGAACUGUUCUUAAGGUGUUUAUUAUCUAAUUUAUACAAGGAGCUCUGUACCUCAAAUUCAUAUGCAGUUAUAAAUGUUAAGUUGAGAACAGCAAAAUAUCUUGGUGCUAACUCUUGAAAAAAUUAGAUAAGUACUGUACUGUAUUUGGGUAUAAAUUUUCUUAGUGUGGUUAACAAGUGCAGUACAGUAUAUGUAAAUGACAUCAAAAUUUAUUCUUUACAAAUUUUUCUGUAGAUAUCUUAAAUAUAUUUUUGUACACAUUACUGGUCUAGUAAUACCAGUACUAAUUAAUUCUUUACUCAAUUUCAAUAAACAUCCUUAUGUCCUUUUCAUCUUUUGCUUAAGUAAUGCUGCUUCAUUCACCUAGUAAAUAUUCCAGAAGAUAUUUGAUCUUUAAAUGGAAGGAUAGACAUGUAUGGCUGAACUUUGAAAAUACUCUAUUUUCAUUGAGUCUCUAAUUUGGAUGUGGUUUAGCUAUCACAAUUACUGUAUGUGUUUUUAUAAUGCCUAUGUCCAAGCGAUGGUCAUUGGUGCUGCCUAAGGUAAGGAUCUCCUGUCUCAUAUGACCAGGACCACAUACAGUCAGGCAGCACAACAUUCUGGCCAUGGUAUCACAAAGAUCUUUUAAACCAUCCCUGCAUGCCCAUUGAAAAUACAGUGAAAUUGCUGAAUAAAAACUCAAACCAAUGUAUAGGGCUCAUGCUAAGUACUAGUUUGAUUGGCUGGCUACCGAUGCUGAGCACUGUAGCGAUCUAUCUGCUACUUUGGUUAGGCAACAUGACCUACAAUUUCUCCAAUGCCUCAUCUCUUUCACACACACACACACACCUACUGGGGAUAAAUUACAGCCAGCCUAGACAUCAAUAUACACACACUUGACAUAAGUAUGGGCUUUCAAAUAAUUCGUCCUCCACCAUCUACGAAGUCGGCUCCACAAGUGGCUUCUAUUACCAACAUUGAACUCUUGGCACUGACUGCAAACACUGGACUUUUAUCACCCUGCCAUCUAACCUAUCGGUGACUUUUGAUGGCUCCACAAACCACACUGGUGGAAGACUCCUUCCUGGAGGGCAUCCAAGAGGUUCAUGCUGAUUAGCAGCAUGGAGGUCAAUCUAAUCAACACUGUCACCUGCUCCACGCCCAACCUCAUCCAUGCCCUCACAAAUGCCUCCAUGCCCAUCCGCAUACAUACUUCAACGCCCACCCUAAUACAAGCCCAUAUGCCCAGCCUCGUACCGGACUCUACACCCACCUUCAUACAAGCCUCUAUGCCUACCAUCGUACCUGCAUCCAAUCCCACCCUCAUACAUACCUCAACCCUCACGCAAGAAUAUAUUUCAGCAUCAGCCAAGCCCCAAGUCGAAGAAUCUCAGAAUGACGAGGUAGAUGUGUUGGAAUGUUCGGAGAGAAAUGUAGCUUCAUCCACUAGUUGCAUCCGUGGUGACGCCCACGCCACUUGUAGCCCAGAUGUGGAUGGCGGGUGGGCGUGGGUGGUGGCAGUAGCUGCCUUCAUUCAGUUCUGCAUUUCCUCAGGCAUGUAUUAUUCCUUCAGUGUAUUCUUCGUGGAGCUGCUGCAAACCUUCGAGGAAACACGGGCAAAGACUGGGUGGGUGUACUCAACUAAUUCAGCAGUGCAUAUGUUCUGUGGUCCCCUGGGCGGAUGGGUCAUUAGCCGCUGGGGCCCCCGUGUUGCCGUCAUGCUUGGGGGAAUUUUUGCUGCCCUGGGCUAUGUCAUGACUGCCUUUGCUCCAAAUCUGAAUGUUAUCUUCUUCACAUACGGCUUUGUCAAUGCUGUUGGAACGAGUCUCAAUUUCUCUGGAUGGAUUGUGGGGCUGACCAGGUUCUGGAAGCGUCGCCAUGCUCUUGCCGUCGGAAUAAUUAUGUCUGGCUCAGGUUUUGGCGUCUUCUUCCUUGGUCCUGUCAUGGAGAUCAUCGUCCACGAGUAUGGAUGGCGUGGAGCUAUGCUCAUCUGUGCUGGAAUGUCAUUCAACUUUUCUGUUUGUGGUGCUACUAUUUACAGUCGACUUAGGCAGCCUACAUUGGAAAGAGGAUUUUGCAAAGAAAACAAACUGUUAAUGGUGGUUGCUAAUGACAUGGAAAAGGCUGUGGCCAGUUGCGACAGUGACAUUAAUGACACCAGUGAGGAAAGUUUCCACAGUAAUGACAUUUUUGAAUCGGAGGCCCAUUUGGAGACCAAAACUUUAACAGAGACGCUUGCUGUGCAGCCACCAGUAGCCAUUGGAAGUGUGUGGUCACUAGCACAUCACCAUCCACAAAACCAGCAAUGCCAACACCUACAUGACUGGAAAUCUAGUAUGAAACGCCGUAUUAGAGAUAAGACUUCACCGAAGAACCAAUGUACUGGGACUGAAGUUAUAACGAUGCGGCAGUUGUUGCGUUCCCCAACCUUCUGGCUGCUGGAGGCAUCGUGCUUCUUCAGCUUCAUGGCUACCACCACCGUGUAUGCAGUCUUCCUUGACUGGACAGUUUGGUCAGGGCUGGCAGUGGCUUUCUCUGCAGCCCUGUCUGGGAGUGGUGCUGGCGAUAUCUUGGGUCGAAUGCUAGCUGGGUUCAUCAUGGGACAGGGUCUGCCUCCACUUAUACUGUUCAGUGGCAUACAAUUUCUAUUAUCUGUGACAAUUGGCUGUGCGUCAAUCUCUUCAGCUCCUUGGCAACUCGUGGCAGCCAUGGUGGGCAUGGGUGUAGCAUGUGGGCUGCAGAGUGUUCUAUAUGCUCUCAUGCCCUCACAGUUAACCUCAGGGGCUAGGGUGGGUCAUGUGCUUGGCUACCUACUGUUUGUAACAGGAGCUGGAGCCCUGUCUGGGCCCCCCAUAGCUGGUUUUAUUGUCGACAAGAUGGAGUCAUAUGCUCCUGUAUUAAUCCUGUGUACUGCUGCCCCAGCUGCCGCUGCUCUUCUCAACUAUAUUGCACACUGCACAUCUCGUUCACUUACCUCUCCAGUGCCACAAACACUUACAUGCAAUAGCAACAAGUAAACCUAUUUCACUUUGUUUGCGUGAAACAAUAUCGAGCAACAUCUUGAUUAAUUAUAAUAAUGCUGACUGUAUUAUUUAUAAUAAACAGUGAUACAUGAAAA